Molecule: messenger RNA, 570 nt
Organism: Elaeis guineensis (African oil palm)
Lineage: Eukaryota; Viridiplantae; Streptophyta; Magnoliopsida; Arecales; Arecaceae
Source: RefSeq, a predicted model, not a curated record
AUGGUGUUGGUGGCAUUUCAGGAUCAUGAAUGGAGACAAGUGAUAACUGCUGCUGGAUCUGGAUGUGUUGCUGCUUUAUCAGUUGAGAGAUAUCUAGUUUCCAAAGAUCUCCUUGUUGAAUUCCACCGUGUAAAUCUGUCACUUCCUGUCAUAGAGUUUGCACCAUCAUUUCAUGUUCAUAAUCCUGUAGCUGAAGAGGUAAAAAAGAAAGAAAUUUCAGACGCAGACAUAGGAAUGGGCUUUGACAUAGCGCAUACAAAGCACAAGGGCCAGUAUGCACUUCGGAAAUUGUACCAUGAAGGCCCAAGGCUACUAUGUGUUCUGUACACUGCACCAACAUGUGGUCCUUGCAGGACUUUAAAACCAAUUUUAGACAAGGUAGUAGAUGAAUUUGAUCAGAAUGUACACUUUAUUGAAAUUGACAUUGAGGAAGAUCCUGAAAUUGUGGAAGCAGCAGGAAUUAUGGGAACACCUUGUGUGCAAUUUUUCAAACAUAAGGAAAUGCUCAAGACUGUAUCUGGCGUGAAAAUGAAGAACAAAUACAGAGAAAUUGUUGAGGCAAAUAAAUGA